GGACCUUGCACCCACGCAACCCAACCCACGCACACCAGCCCACGCACCUCUCCUUCGCCACACAACCCACGCAACCUCACCCACCCACUCCAGCCCACGCACCCAAGCCCACGCACCCAAGCCCACGCACCCUAGCCCACGCACCCAAGCCCACGCAUCCCAGCCCACGCAUCCCAGCCCACGCAUCCCAGCCCACGCAUCCCAGCCCACGCAUCCCUGCCCACGCACCUCUCCCACGCAACCUCACCCAUGCAACCUCACCCACGCCUUCCACCCACGCACCUCACCCACGCAACCCAACACACGCCUCCCACGCAACACAACCCACGCAACCCAACCCACGCCGCCCACCCUCGCCGCCCACCCACGCAUCCCAACCCACGCCUCCCACCCACGCAACCUCACCCACGCAACCUCACCCACGCAACCCUACACACGCCUCCCACCCACGCACCCCUAGCCACGCAACCCUACCCACGUAA
This is a messenger RNA of Coccinella septempunctata (seven-spotted ladybird), 482 nucleotides long. Its product is annotated as extensin-like. The record is from RefSeq and is a predicted model, not a curated record. The annotation marks the transcript as partial. The transcript has a single exon. Lineage: Eukaryota; Metazoa; Arthropoda; Insecta; Coleoptera; Coccinellidae.